Messenger RNA from Melopsittacus undulatus (budgerigar), 4526 nucleotides. It is a transcript of the gene CRYBG2, whose product is annotated as crystallin beta-gamma domain containing 2. NCBI's taxonomy places the organism in Eukaryota, Metazoa, Chordata, Aves, Psittaciformes, Psittaculidae. The transcript has 20 exons. Gene Ontology annotation, molecular function: structural constituent of eye lens. Gene Ontology annotation, biological process: lens development in camera-type eye; visual perception. The coding region runs from base 221 to 4249 and encodes 1342 amino acids. The record is from RefSeq and is a predicted model, not a curated record.
GCUCAGGGCUGGGUGCUCCGCGGGUGACUCUGCCGGUCCGCCCAGCCGUGCUGUGCAGGCAGCAGCACCCCCAGCCCCGUUCGGCACUGCUCAGCUCCGCACCCCGCUCGCCACGGCGGGACCCUUGUCUGCAGCUCCAUCAACGCCAGCGUGGCAGCGGCAGGGGCUGAUCCCGGCAGUGUGGGGUGUCACGGGGCAGUCCCCUCCCUGUCCCCCCGGCAUGGAUUCAUCAUUCCGGCACACCAAGGCCCGGGGCUUCGUGUCCAGCGCAGAGCUGAGCAUGAAGCAGUCGGCAGUGGGUGCUGCGGGGCCCGAGGGCAGGUCCCGCUUCCAGAAGCUCUCGCUGGUGUCCCGGCGGCUGGAGAGCACCGGGAGCGUGCGGGGCCGGGAGGGGAGUCCCUCCCGCGUGUCCCUGCUGCUGCAGGCCUGGGAGAGGGAGAUCGUGGAGCAGACGGGACCCGGCCCCGCGGCCCCGACGCGCUCGGCUCCUUCUGCUGCCCCCAAGGACUUCACGGCUCACGGACCCGUCUUCUCGCAGGUCUAUUCCCCGGCGCAGCGGCCGCGGCGCCAGGACGAGCGGGGGAAGGUGGGCGCUGGCGGCGGGGACGGGGUCCCCCCGGCCGGGGCUGCUCCCCGGGACGUGCCCGUGCACCGGGAGAGUUACGUGCACGGUGCUCUGCUCCCCACCCGCGCUGCUGAGCCCGGAGCUGCGGGGCCUGGACCUGCUCCUGGUGCCCCGUGCGCCCCCGGCUGCGGCCCUGCCCUGCCCAGGGCCAGGCAGGUCACGGUGCUGCGGAGCGGCAGGGAUGGAGCCGGGACAGAGCCGGACGGAAGGGGAGCCCAGAGCGGGGUGCGCAGCGCUGCUGGUGCCACGGGGCCGGAGCCGCAGCAGGAGGGGAGCAAGCAGGACAGCAAUGGCUUUGCGGCGGCCGCAGCAGGCAGUGAGAGCUCACCGGGUGCUGUGGAGGACACCAGGCUCCUGACUGAGGGAUGCCCCGCGGAGAAACACUCGCUGCAAGCCGAGGCCACGCCAGUGAAUGCAACCCUGGGAGAUGGCGACAGGCCUGGGGACCCACAAACCAGUAUAACCAGCUCCCGACAGGGUCCUGCGGCCGGCGCCGGUGGCCAGGAUGGCCUGGCUGCUGCGGGAGAGGGAAGCUCAGCAGAUAGGGAUGGCAGCACUUCAGGAAUGCCACCGAGGACAGAGAGCCCUCCGGGAGCUGGUGGCACCCCUGAAAACCCCUCCUUGGAGGCAAGUGAUGGCCCAGAGCCUUCAUCCAAAGCAUCUUCAAAGGCUGAGCUGGAGUUGGAUGGGGACAAGAUGACAGGGGACACCCAGAGCACAGCCCAAGAGCUCAAGAGCAGCCCAGAGCUCCCAGCCCCUGACCCCCCAGCUGAGACCCCCGUGAACACAGCCGAGGAGGACCCCGAGCUGCUGGUGGACAUGGAGAUCUUUGUGGACACGCUACGCAACAUGGAGCCCUCAGAGAUGCGCAAGGCACCCAAGGCCCCGCGCCAGCCCCGGCCGUCGUCGCUGAGCCGCUGUGCUGCUCUGCCUCCCAUCGAGGAGGACCGUGUGGCCCCGAGAGCCACCAUCUCCCUGCCCGAGGCUCUGCGGGAGCUGCUGGCCCGAGGCCCCAUGGGGAGGCAGGAGGAGAUCCCAGAGGAGGAGAUUGUGAACCCCUACCUGAGCCCUGAGGAGCAGGAGCCAGGAGGGACCCUCAAUGGGGUGCCCAGGGACAGCGCAGGCUGCAAUGGGCGGGUGGAGGGGGGCUCGCUCCUGGGGACACUGAGGCAGGUGGGGGCAGAGGAGGAGGCCAAGCCGGUGGCGGAGAGGAGCCCACUCUUCCGAGGGAAUGUCCUCAAGGGCAUGGCUCUGCUCUCCCACUUCCUGGAGCACCGGGCGGUGGUGGCCGAUGAGGGCAAGCCCUACUCGCGCCUGGACAACAGUGUGCUCUACAGCCGCUUCGUCGCCCCCAGCACCGCUCCACUCGAGCCCCCUGGCAGGGAUGGAGGGGUCACAGGCUCCUCCAACCCUCGGGACCACAAUGGACUGGGACCUGGUGACCACCCCAGCCCGGAGAUGGCUGUGCUGGAAGCAUCAGGUCCUGUCAUCAAGGAGCCAGAGAGCACCCUGUGGCCCACGGAUGUCUUGCAGGAGGACAAGGAGGGCUUGGAGAAGAUCAACACCAGACCUGGCAAGAUCAUCCUCUUCUCCGAGGCCGGCUUCGCGGGCAAGAAACGGGAGAUCUGGGGUGACGUCCCUGAUGCCACAUCCUGGGAGCUCUCACACACCAUCUCCAUCCGGGUCAUCCGAGGCGGGUGGGUGAUGUACGAGAAGCCGCGGUUCCAUGGGCGCAAGUGUGUGCUGGCCGAGGGGGACGUGGAGAUUGACAACCCCUGGGCAGCCUAUGGGCAGAGCGGGCAGCCCCAGCGCCCCUUCCGCAUCGGGUCCUUCAAGAGGGUGGUGCGGGAUUACCAGACCCCUGAGAUCAGUCUGUUUGUGGAGGAGAAUGGUGAAGGUGCCCGGCUCAGGUUCACUGACUCUGCUGAGGAUACCCGGACACGGGGCCAGGCACUCACUGCUGCCUCCAUCAUCGUCCAUUCGGGCCUGUGGCUGGUUUACUCCAAGCCUUUCUUUGAUGAUGAUCCCUAUGUUCUGGAGCCAGGCGGCUAUCCCAAUUUAAAGGCCUGGGGAGCAAAGGACCCGUCCAUCUGCUCCAUGCACCCCAUCAGGCUGGGCUGCCCCGUGGUGGAAAGACCCGGUGAGCCACAGGUGCUCAUCUACGAGGCCGUGGGCUUCCAGGGCCGCAGCUUCACCAUCAACAGAGAUAUCUAUGACCUCAAGCACCUGCCCGGGCCCACACUGCCCACUGUGGGCUCCCUGCACGUCCUGGGUGGCUGCUGGGUCGGCUACGAGAAGGAGGGCUUCCGUGGGCACCAGUACCUGCUGGAGGAAGGGGAGUACCAGGACUGGAGGCAGUGGGGUGGCUACAGCAAGGAGCUGAUGUCCUUACGGCUGAUACGGACGGACUUCUCUGACCCGGUGCUGGUCCUGUUCGAGGCCAUGGACUUUGAGGAGGGCCCAAGCGUGGAGCUGAGCGAGGCACUGCCUGACACGCAGCUGGCUGGUUACGGCACCGUCACCCAGUCCAUCCACGUGCUGAGCGGGGUGUGGGUGGCCUAUGAGGGCACCAACUUCUCUGGCGAGCAGUACAUCCUGGAGAAGGGGGUGUACCGCAGCUGCGAGGACUGGGGAGCCACCGACUGCCGCAUUGCCUCGGUGCAGCCCAUCCUGCAGGUUGGGGAACACAACCUCCAUUUCGUCUCCAAGAUCCUGCUCUUCUCUGAGCCUGACUUCCUAGGGGAGCACAUUGACUUUGAGGAGGACCAGGAUUCCCUGCCCGCCGCCUUCAUCCCACGCUCCUGCAGAGUCCGUGGAGGCAGCUGGAUCCUGUUUGAUGGGAAGGCCUUUGCUGGGGAGCAGCAUGUGCUGUCAGAGGGCGAGUACCCCACGCUCAGCGCCAUGGGCUGCCUCUCCUCCACCUCCAUCCGCUCCUUGAAGAAGGUCCCGGUGUUCUUCUCGGAGCCCUCCAUCUUCCUGCACGGGCUGGAGUGUUUCGAGGGGAAGGAGAUCGAGCUCAACACGGAGGUGCGGAGCCUGCAGGCAGAGGGCUUCAACAACCACGUGCUGUCAGUGCGCGUCAAAGGCGGGAUAUGGGUGCUGUGUGAACACGGUGACUUCCGAGGGCGCCAGUGGCUGCUGGACUGCACCGAGAUCACCAACUGGCUGACCUACAGUGGGCUGCAGCACGUGGGCUCCCUGUACCCCAUCCGCCAGAGACGCAUCUAUUUCCGCAUCAGGAACAGGGAGCUGGAGCUCUACCUCUCAGUGCCUGAUGAUGUGGAGGACAUGAAAGCGGGACGGGUGGUGGUGUCCAGCCUGAGUGAGGAGAGCAACUCCAUCUGGUACUACGAGGAUGGGCUGAUCAAAAACCAGGUGGCCCCCAACAUGAGCCUGCAGGUCAUUGGGCCGGCCGGGAAGGGCGCGAAGGCCGUGCUGUGGUCCAAAAACCGGAUGCCACGUCAGACCUGGAGCAUCGAUUCCCAGGGACGAAUCCGCAGCCAGAUGUUUGAAGACAUGAUCCUCGAUAUAAAGGGUGGCCGAUCCUAUGACCGGGACCAUGCCAUUGUUUGGGAUGUGGCCGAGGAAAGACCCACGCAGACCUGGGACAUAGAGGUGCUGUGAGGAGGUGACGUGCAGCCUUCACACCCAGUGUCCCUGUGCUGGGUGACCUCCUACCCCCCCCACCCAUCCCAAACUGCUCUGCCGGCAUGAGGGACACCCUCAUCCCCUGCACCAUGAGCAGAACCACCCGGCUCCCUCCUGGAGAGCCCCGUACGUGCUUCACGAAGGACCCCAUGGACACGACCCUCUGGAGAGCGGCUGAGCCCCCUCCCCACCAGCUCCAGACUGUAUUUAUGGACGUGUGUAAGAUACAGCCCUCCGGGGCCAGCACUGUCUG